Molecule: messenger RNA, 1596 nt
Organism: Aspergillus calidoustus
Lineage: Eukaryota; Fungi; Ascomycota; Eurotiomycetes; Eurotiales; Aspergillaceae
Source: the annotation of a GenBank genome assembly
AUGGCAUCCAUGAGUACGGGAAACACGCCAACCAUCACAGAUGAUAUGAGCAAGCCUCCUGAGGGAGUGGUCUUGCCACCAAAGGACAUUCGAGCAAUUGUUGAAAAGACGGCUGGGUAUGUCACUCGAAAUGGGGCUGUCUUUGAAGACCGUGUUCGCGAAAAAGAACGGAACAACCCCAAGUUCUCCUUCCUAAAUCCGAAUGACCCGUAUGCACCAUUCUACCAAUGGCGUCUAAGUGAAAUCAAGGAAGGGAGAGGGACUGAUGUGUCUGCUGGCCGCGCAGGCGAGCCAACUCCGACUCCAGCACCCGAAGCACCGAAAGGGCCUGCAGAGCCCCCAGAGUUUCACUUUUCAGCUCGAAUGCCUAUCAUCAACGCUCAGGACUUGGAGGUUGUUAGACUCACAGCACUCUUUGUGGCCAGACGGGGGAAAUCUUUCAUGACUGCCCUGUCACAGCGCGAGGCCCGGAACUUCCAGUUCGACUUCCUUCGCCCACAACACAGUCUGUAUCAGUUCUUUACGCGAUUGGUCGACCAGUAUACUAUACUCCUGCGGCCCGAGGGCGUGGAUAGUGCUACAUCUGAGAAGAAGAGAAUCGCGGAGCUGGAACAGAACGUCAAGAACAAAUUCCACAUUCUGGAACGGGCAAAGCAGCGUGCAGAGUGGGUCAAAUAUCAAGAGCAACAGAAACAGAAGAAAGAGGAGGAGGAAGAGAAUGAGCGGAUAGAAUAUGCCCAGAUCGAUUGGCACGACUUUGUGGUCGUGGAAACAGUUCUCUUCACCGAAGCGGACGAUCAGGUUGACCUCCCCCCGCCAACCUCUCUCAACGACCUGCAAUCCGCCUCGCUAGAACAGAAAGCGAUGAUCUCGCUAAACCCUCUCCGCAUCGAAGAAGCUAUGCCCACCGACUUGGAUGCACCCACAUACUACAACGCCUACCCCACGCAACCCGAGCCUCAACCUGUCGUCCAACCAGCCGGUCCAUCAUUUCCUUCACAGCCGAUGCCGCAACCGAUUCCCCUUCCCUCUGCUGCCGCCACAGCCGCUGCCCAAGAAGAAGAGCAAAGAAUCCGCGAGCGCAUGGAAACCCGCGACCAAGCGGCUACAGCCAAAUCGAUCCCCACCCAACAACCAAUGCGCAUCCGCUCCGACUACGUCCCCCGCGCACAAGCCCGUCGCAUCAACCCAGCCGGCGCCAUGGCCCUCUGUCCAAACUGCAAGCAGCAGAUCCCCGAAGCCGAACUGCAGCAACACAUGCGCAUCGAGAUGCUCGACCCGCGCUGGCGAGAACAGCAGGCCAAGGCCCAGGCUCGAACGGCUACAACCAACCUUUCCACAGCCGAUGUGGUUGGCAAUCUGAAACGACUAGCCAGCCAACGCAGCGAUGUUUUCGACUCUACUGCCCUCCAGGGUAUUCCUGAUCCAGAGGAAGAGGCGAGGAAGAAGCGUAUGGCUUAUGAAGGCAUACCAGGGGCUGGGCCUAUGCAACACCAACAACCGCCUCCGGUGGGGCCAAUGGGUGGCCCGCAGAAUCCCCAGAACAUGAACAUUGAGGAGCAGAUUAGACACCUUCAUGAGCGCUAUAAGCAAUGA